Molecule: messenger RNA, 2028 nt
Organism: Sardina pilchardus (European sardine)
Lineage: Eukaryota; Metazoa; Chordata; Actinopteri; Clupeiformes; Clupeidae
Exons: 7
Coding region: 178-2028 (616 amino acids)
Biological process (GO): microtubule cytoskeleton organization
Cellular component (GO): cilium; cytoplasmic microtubule
Molecular function (GO): microtubule binding
Source: RefSeq, a predicted model, not a curated record
UGUCAUCCUCAAAAUUCUGCUUUGCUUCACUUGUAACCAAUAUUCUAGCGCUCUAUGAUCUUUGCUUGUAACUUCUCAGUUGGACGAUUACACAGAUUACACACAGUUGUUUUUUUUUUUUGCCAUUUCGAUUGUAUUGGAUUUUUAUUUAUUUAUUUCUAAGUAGGAAUUUUCCUAAUGGAUUCCCAACGUAUUAAAGAGGAGCUGAAUCGUCUCCAUGCCCAAAAUCAGGACAUGAAGCACAUAAUGCAGCAGCUCCUUAGGGAAAACCUGGGGCGGAUGCAGUGCACCAGCUCCCAGACCUGCUUCCCGGCAUGCUUUCAGCAUCAGCUGUUUCACCCUCACCAUCUCCAUCCUCAUGUUGCGCCCGUGACGCUGCCAGAGUACAAUCCCGCAAUGCUCUGCGGCUCUCUCCAGCCCCUCAGAGCCGGCGUAGCGUCUGGUCAGCGUGACCUGUUGCCCUCCAUCACCCCUGCGUGUGCCCAGCAGCAGCAGUCCUGCCCCUCAUUCCCCUCUCUGCCCGCGGUGACCCAGGGCCAGGACCCGGUCCUGAUGCAGCGGUUGCUAGGUGACAGGCGGCUGUCUGCAAUUCCGCAACGAUGUGAUCCGCGUCCCCUAGGCAGGAAGAGUUUGGCCGGCGUCGAUCGCGCUCACCCACUGAUGCCGCUCCAUCACAAUAGAGUGCCGAGUGGCGUUGCCAAUGGCAGCAUGGCACCUGCUCCACCUGUCACCACCAAGGCAACGGGCGAAAGUCAAAGCAACAAGCCAAAGCAGAUCAAGGCCAGGCGCUGUAUCAGAACUGUCCGAGAUGCUGCCCUGAAAACCAGCAGUCACCAGGACAACAUGAGCAACAGUGACCAAAACAAUGGCAACGAUUGUCAACCGCCGGUUGCAGGAGAGCAGGGAACAGGAUACGGGGUGUGUGCAGGAGAGCAGGAGCAGGAUACGGAGUGUGUGCUGGACCCCCACGACUUCUUCCAGAUCCCCGAGAACCUCCGACUGGAGGCCCUGCAUGUUGCUGAGGAGAUCAGACUCGCAGGUCUCCGCAGUAACAGUGUCCUCAGUGGCAAUGCCAGCGCUUCAGACCGUGCAGGCAGUUCUGUGGGCAGUCUCAGCCCUGUGGACCUCAGGACCCCGUCGGCACUGCGCGCCCUUCCCUUCCUCAACACCCCCACUCCACCCAUUGCCCAUGCUGUCCCCGCCCCCCCACAGACAGCCAAGCACCAGGCAACCGAUCAGAGCCGGUUCGUCAGUAGACUGCCCCGCUUCAAAAAGAAGACAGCUUCACUUAGUGUGGCCACUGCUGUGACAGAGCAAAAGUCCGUGGAGUGUCUGGCAGUGAAAGAGGAAGUGAAGGCGUGUAAGGAGGUAAAGAAGAAGAGAGUGAUAGUGGAGAAACAACCCAGCAACACCCAGCAGACCAGGGAGCUCCCAGAGCUGGCCAAACUGGCCCCUGUGUCCUGCCCAGAGGAGGCCAUCCUGCAGGCCUUCACACUGCUCAGAGACGAGGACUGGCAACAGAAGAUCGAGGGUCUGACCUCCAUCAGGUCUCUGUCCCAGCACCACGCUGAGGUGCUGCUGCCCAGGCUGCAUGACGUGUGUCUGGCCGUCUACCAAGAGGUGAAGAACCUGCGCUCUAUGGUGUCCCGUGCUGCUAUGAUCACGCUGGCCCACCUGCAUGCUCACCUGGGGCGAGGCAUGGACGCGGAGGCCGAGGGCACAGCCCAGACGCUGCUCCCUAAAGCAGGAGAGGCCAGCAGCUUCAUCAGGGAGGACAUGGAGCUGGCACUGGGGUACAUGGUGCACAACGUCACCCCCUCUCGCAGCAUGAACGCCCUCAUCAACGCUGGACUCAGGCACCGUAACGCGGCCGUGAGGAAGACCGCCGCACAGUUCCUGGAGAGACUGGCAGAGGUCAUGGGGGCAUCUCGCGUCCUGUCUGGCAAAAAGGACCUGACUGACCGCUUCGUCCGGUCCAUCAGCUGCCUGGCCCUCGAUAGUGCACAGGAAGUUCGAAAUAUUCAUUGA